Messenger RNA from Cynocephalus volans (Philippine flying lemur), 1432 nucleotides. RefSeq names its product chromobox 1 (gene CBX1). The record is from RefSeq and is a predicted model, not a curated record. Lineage: Eukaryota; Metazoa; Chordata; Mammalia; Dermoptera; Cynocephalidae. Gene Ontology annotation, molecular function: chromatin binding. The transcript is spliced from 6 exons. The coding region runs from base 444 to 1001 and encodes 185 amino acids. Gene Ontology annotation, biological process: negative regulation of transcription by RNA polymerase II; chromatin organization. Gene Ontology annotation, cellular component: pericentric heterochromatin; nucleus.
CGGCCUCUCAGUGGCGCUUCCCGCUCCCCCGCGGCGCGGCUACGCCCAGCCGCGGACGGGGGUCGGGAUCCCCUCUCGACUCACUUGGGGCGCUGGAGGGUGGACGCGGAUGCUGGGUGAGGGGCGGUGAAUGGGCUCUGACCUCCAAUUCCGGGCCGCCUCCCGCCCACUGUUGUCAGAUGUAGCUAAUCAGCGGCCAAGGAGCGUCAUUAAAGGUCGCUGGUUGCAGUUCCCCAGCGGAGCUACCUACUAAGGGGACUCCAACUCAGAUUCGUAAAGCCACUGAUUGUCAGAGCGAAAACGACUUGAGAGCGUCAAGCAACUCACAUUGAUUGCACUCGCCGAAACAAGCCCAAAGAAGGAUCAUGCAGCUAGUUAGUAAGCAAUUUAAACAACUUCUUUGAAGCAGCGUCACCCUUUACACCAGAAAGCUGGCGGGCACUAUGGGGAAAAAACAAAACAAGAAGAAAGUGGAGGAGGUGCUGGAAGAGGAGGAAGAAGAAUAUGUGGUGGAAAAAGUUCUUGACCGCCGAGUGGUAAAGGGCAAAGUGGAGUACCUCCUGAAGUGGAAGGGUUUCUCAGAUGAAGACAACACAUGGGAGCCAGAAGAGAACCUGGAUUGUCCUGAUCUCAUUGCUGAGUUUCUACAAUCACAGAAAACAGCACAUGAGACAGAUAAAUCAGAGGGAGGCAAGCGCAAAGCUGAUUCUGAUUCUGAAGAUAAGGGAGAGGAGAGCAAACCAAAGAAGAAGAAAGAAGAGUCAGAAAAGCCACGGGGCUUUGCCCGGGGUUUGGAGCCAGAGCGGAUUAUUGGAGCUACAGAUUCCAGUGGAGAGCUUAUGUUCCUGAUGAAAUGGAAAAACUCUGAUGAGGCUGACCUGGUCCCUGCCAAGGAAGCCAAUGUCAAGUGCCCACAGGUUGUCAUAUCCUUCUAUGAGGAAAGGCUGACGUGGCAUUCCUACCCCUCGGAGGAGGAUGACAAAAAAGAUGACAAGAAUUAACUCUCCUGAGUACCAGCCCCUGUCAUCUGACUGUGGGUUUCAAUGGGGAAGGAAGGAGUUCUGCUUGUCUUGACACCAUAGAGGUGGCUUGAGAAGAUGUCCUUUGAAGAGCCAGUAUAGUUUCUGUGCCCUGCAGCAGCCCAAGUGCUUUAAAGCCGUUCCAAGCUGUAUAGUUUGCACACCCAUCCCAGUGGAGGGGAAUGGGGAUAAGUGUUUAAAGGCAACCUGUUCUGCACUUUGCUGAGAAAAGCAAAGGGCCUUCUAUGAAGGACAAUACUUGCAGAAUUCGGUGUGUGGGAGAGUAAAAAGAUACUGUAGAUCUUCAAAGAGCAUCUCCACAACCCACAGCCUUCUUCCCAAUAGUGUUAACCGCAUUUUUACAGCGUAGCAUGUGUGUAGUUUUUGGCUAUUUCUGGUGUAUUAUUUUGGGG